AUGAGCAGAACUAUUUGUGAAUGGGCAAAGAUCGGAGGCCGUUGGACAAGAUAUUCUGUUACCGAGACAUUAGAUAAUCCUAAAGGAGAGGUGCUGUUUGUUAUACCAGGUAAUCUUUUUGGCGUUAUUAUGAAGCGUUUUAGAGCGAAAUCUAUUACAAAUUUUAUUAAUUUAAUUUACAGGUAAUCCCGGAAAUGACCUGUUUUAUACUCGGUUCUGUGAGUAUCUUUUGGUCAAAUCUGACAAAAUAUCUCGGAUCUUCACUAUUGCACAUUUGAAUCACAUUCCUUUGCCUGCGGGUUUAAAAAGGCUUGAUCCAGUUCAAGAAAAAGGUAAUUUGAGAGAAUGCACAAUUUAAAUAAGGUCUUUGUUGUAAAAUGAGUUAAUUUUAGAACGGUACAAGCUGAGCCAACAAGUGGACCAUUCUUAUGAUUUCUUUGGUCAAAUAAUUGCUGAACAACUGAGCGGAAAGAAGGUUACAGUAAUAGGACACUCAAUUGGAGCUUAUAUUGGUACAGUGUAAGUCAGUUUUGAUUAAAAUAGUCGUCUUUUAUUAAAAAAUCUUGAUUAAGCUUUUUAUCUGCUGUGCCAGUUUUAAAAGCAAGAUUAUUUUAGGUUGAAGGGUCGACUAGAACGAGAUGGAUAUAAAGUGAACUUGAUUGGACUGUUCCCAACAUUGGUCGACAUGGCUAGCACCCCAGCAGGACACAAAAUGGGGAGAUUGAUUAGCGUAAGUAUCAAAAUUUUAAUUGAGAUUUGAAAAGUACCAAGAAUUGGAUAUCACUCUAAACAAACACGAUUCUGAAGAUAUCAGAGAUAUUGUUGUAGUUUGUAUCGGGUCAUCCAAAACUAGUGCGCUUUGCUACUUGGAUCUUUAAAUGGUUUCCAAUCGAAGUAAGCCGCUUUCUGGUGCGACCUUGGGUUCGUGGAGCACCAGAGGAAGUGGUGCAAGCUGCGGCCGAACUGCUGGACAGUUCCGUCAUUACCAACGUCGGCUACAUGGCUGACGAUGAAUUGACUAACAUAAACGAGCUGAAUCCAAAGUUGGAAGCUGAGCUUUCCAAGGGGAACGUGCAUCUCUACUACGGUACUACCGACCCAUGGGUACCAUUGAUAUACGCUCACGAAAUGUCCAAAAUCAUCGGAGCUGAUCGUGUUAUCAUCGAUGAUACGGGAGCAGAGCACGCGUUUGUGGUACGACAAUCAGAAGUAAUCGCGUCCAAAGUGGAAGUUCUCAUUUAA
Molecule: messenger RNA, 1242 nt
Organism: Bursaphelenchus okinawaensis
Lineage: Eukaryota; Metazoa; Nematoda; Chromadorea; Rhabditida; Aphelenchoididae
Source: the annotation of a GenBank genome assembly